Messenger RNA from Necator americanus (New World hookworm), 279 nucleotides. RefSeq lists its product as uncharacterized. Lineage: Eukaryota; Metazoa; Nematoda; Chromadorea; Rhabditida; Ancylostomatidae. The record is from RefSeq and is a predicted model, not a curated record. The transcript is spliced from 2 exons. The coding region runs from base 1 to 279 and encodes 92 amino acids.
AUGAUAUGCUUCAGCUAUUCACUUCUAGUGAACCUAUUUGGAGAGUUUGACAAAGGCCCGGGACUGACUCAGCUAUCCUCUUCCAGUAAAGACCUGUCGAGCCUUCCAGUAAAGACCUGUCGAGCCUCGAAUGCUUCUCUGCUUUUCAUAUCAGAAGGCCAGUUUUCACUUGAAGACAUCACGUAUCACGAAAUUGACGUUGUACGAAAACCUCAGGGAACCCGUAGAGUUCGGGUUGUAGAUUACGGAACUCACCGUGGCUCCGUUCAACUCCCCUAA